Messenger RNA from Drosophila kikkawai, 726 nucleotides. RefSeq lists its product as uncharacterized. The record is from RefSeq and is a predicted model, not a curated record. NCBI's taxonomy places the organism in Eukaryota, Metazoa, Arthropoda, Insecta, Diptera, Drosophilidae.
UCGAGUCUGGAGUCGCGUCGAUCGCAGGCAGCAAAUUAAUCGCAAGAGAUUCACGAAAGCCGCAUCGCGAAAUUCUGAAGAGUAAUAGCCAUGGCCAAGUCAUCUACCUGCCUGGGAAAUAGUCUCAUCCUGCUGGCCGCUCUGGUAAUUCUGGCCCUUGGCAGCCUCACCGAGGCGGCCCCCUACCAGGAGCUGGAGCCCCGCAAAGGUCAUGUGCCCGUCUACAUUCGCCACGGAGAUGAGCCCCUAAGCGAAAUUCAUCCAGGACUGGCCGAGGCCUUCAAGGAGGGUCAGUCCAAGGACCUUGAAGCGGAGAGCCUGAUCUCUGCUGAACCCGCAACUACAAGUGCACCAACCGCAUCCUCGACCACAUCACCUCCUCCACCUCCUGCUCCUUCAACCGAAUCGGAUAUAGCCAGCUUUGAGGCCAUCAAAGCGAAGACCGAAUAACACAAUUGAAUAAAUACAAAAUUUCUGCUUAAACUUCUUUAGUUUACAAGUUAAUUCCAUCAACUGAAAGCCCCCCUGCGAAUGCAAAUACAAAUAUAUUUAAAUGCAGAAUAAAUAUAAAUAAGAGAACAACAACAAUAACAACCUUAAUCUCAUAUUCAGAGCGGGGGAGUGAAAGCAAUUUAAUUGUUUAAUAUUUGUCUGCGAGACAUUUCAAUGGAAGUGAAACUGUUGAUUUAAGGUAGGCUGUUGCUGUCGUGUUUUGAAUCUUGUUUU